Messenger RNA from Aspergillus thermomutatus, 861 nucleotides. RefSeq lists its product as uncharacterized. The transcript has a single exon. The coding region runs from base 1 to 861 and encodes 286 amino acids. Gene Ontology annotation, cellular component: HAUS complex; cytosol. The record is from RefSeq and is a predicted model, not a curated record. Gene Ontology annotation, biological process: spindle assembly. NCBI's taxonomy places the organism in Eukaryota, Fungi, Ascomycota, Eurotiomycetes, Eurotiales, Aspergillaceae.
AUGGACAGCCCGCUCCUUUCCCCGGCAAAGGCACGUCAAGCAGCCAUUCAGGCCAAAGACUGGGCAUAUGUGAAUUCCUGGCUAAGUCGCCAAUACUCACCGAAUGCGGUGCCGAACUUUGAACGAAAUGAAGAUACUUUGCGCACACUUUUAGCUCUUGCUGCUGCUAACGACGCAGCGGACGAAGAGGCCUCAUUGCUCCACCGUGCGCGCGAGGAAGCGAUUCGGGAAUUCAGAGCGCGGGAGGAAACUGAGGAUAAACAGAAAAAAGAACUACUGGAUGAGCUGGAGCUUUGUCUCGGUGAGAAUGGAAAACAAAAUCUCGACGAUUUGGCGGAGACGACUGCUGUCCUGGGGGCUCUACGCACAGAAACCAAGGACCUUGGUCAGUCGAUCAUUGAGCUCACAAUAGAGGAGUUUGAUGCUCAGCAGGAAAUCUCCAAGGUUGACAUGCUUCAAAAAUACCUGGAAAAAGAGCUGGCCGCUCUACAGGAACAACUUGAUCAACUCAAGUCCGAUCCUACAUAUGAAGUACCUGCAGACCUUCCAGCUCUCACCGCGGAGUGGUCGAGGAGUACCAAAAUGCUCACUGCAAAACUCAGUGAGUACCAUGAUAGGCUAGCGACGUUGGGAAGAAUCAGCAGCAAAGGUCCUACGAUUGAAGACUUGGUCACAGAAGAGAAGCAAAUAAGCCAACUAAAAGACACCAUCCGGAGUCUGGACCACCGAUUAGAGAUGUUCCAUGAUCUGCCAAAGGACGUCCAGGGCGCUCGGGCACAAUACAGACGGCUCGAGCGAGAAUUGAACCAGCUCAUUGAGCGACGGGACUCAAUGUUUGAGAGUUUAGUGGACAAGAGAUGA